AUGGCGGAGCAGCCGGUAGCGAUUCUCAAAAAUUCAUGGGUUUCUGGCGGUACCGAUCUCUCGCUCGCCCGCGGGCAUCUCGGCCCUUGUAACACUAUUCUGGGCCAUGAGGGAUUUGGCCGAAUCGUGGCCGUAGGCGCUAUGUGUGAAGCCAAAGCCGCGGUGGUAGGCCAACGAGUUGGAAUCGGCUGGAUCCGCGAUGCCUGUGGCGCAUGUCCCAAUUGCAUGAGUGCGGGGGCGGGCGAAACCAGAUGCACCACCCAGGUCUUCAGUGGUCGAGAUAUGGCCGGCACGCUAGCCCGAUAUGCGGUCGUCCCGGAACGGCACCUGGUGCCUCUGCCUGAAGAGGGUACCAGCGAGCUGUUGGCCCCGAUCAUGUGCGCCGGGGUGACAGCUUACAAGGCCCUCAAGGUAGCCAACGUUACUCCUGGGUCGUGGAUCGGUGUGUCCGGGGCGGCAGGCGGCGUGGGCUCCCUGGCAGUGCAAUAUGCCAAGGCCAUGGGGUAUCGGACGGUGGCCAUUGACGGCGGGGGCCCUCAACGAAGAGCCAUCUGUCUGGUGGCGGGGGCAGAUGUCUAUCUUGACUAUGAGGAGGCCGAGCCAGAUCUCCGAACCAAUCUCCUUCGUGCUACGGGUGGUGAUCUCUGCGCUGCUGUACUUGUCUGUGCCGGAGCUGCUGCCGCGUAUGAGGAUGCCCUGCCGUGCUUAGCCUAUUUUAGGGUCCUGGUCGCCGUGGGGAUCCCCCCACCAACGUCGAAAGUCUCCUUUCACCCCCUUACUCUGAUUGACUAUGGUAUUCGAUUCGUCGGCAGCAUCACCGGGAAUCGCAUAGAUGUCCUUGAGGCGGUCCAAUUUGUCAUCCGCGGUCUGGUAAAGCCGCCAAUUGUCCUUAUUGACUUGAUCGACCUCAAUCAUUAUGCGGGGCAGAUCGAUCAGCUAGAUGGGAAAUUAGUGGUACGCUUGGGGGAUGUUUCUCAAUGA
Aspergillus japonicus CBS 114.51 is the source of this 981-nucleotide messenger RNA. RefSeq names its product alcohol dehydrogenase. NCBI's taxonomy places the organism in Eukaryota, Fungi, Ascomycota, Eurotiomycetes, Eurotiales, Aspergillaceae. The coding region runs from base 1 to 981 and encodes 326 amino acids. Gene Ontology annotation, molecular function: zinc ion binding; oxidoreductase activity. The transcript has 2 exons. The record is from RefSeq and is a predicted model, not a curated record.